Messenger RNA from Psammomys obesus (fat sand rat), 1170 nucleotides. RefSeq names its product serpin B13-like. Gene Ontology annotation, molecular function: serine-type endopeptidase inhibitor activity. The coding region runs from base 1 to 1170 and encodes 389 amino acids. NCBI's taxonomy places the organism in Eukaryota, Metazoa, Chordata, Mammalia, Rodentia, Muridae. The record is from RefSeq and is a predicted model, not a curated record. The transcript has 7 exons.
AUGGACUCUCUAGCCAUAGCAACACCACAAUUUGUGCUUUGUCUUUUCAAAGAGCUGGAUAAAACAAAUAAUGGCAACAUCUUCUUUUCCCCUCUGGGCAUCUCAACUGCCAUUGGCAUGAUCCUCCUAGGGACCCGAGGAGCCACAUCCUCUGAGUUACAGAAGGCACUUUAUUCUGAAAAAGGCACAGAACACUCCAGAAUAAAGUCUGAAGAAAAAGAGACUGAGAAGACAGAAGAAAUACAUCAUCAAUUCCAAAAACUCUUGACUGAAAUAAGCAAAUUCCAGAAUGGUUAUGAACUGAAUAUAAACAACAGGCUGUUUGGAGAAAAAACAUACCUUUUCCUUCAAAAAUAUAUAGAUUAUGUUGAAAAAUAUUAUCAUGCAUCUCUGGAGCCUGUUGACUUUAUAAAUGCUGCAGAUGAAAGUCGAAAGAAGAUUAAUUCCUGGGUUGAAAGACAAACACAUGAAAGAGUGAAGAACCUGUUUCCAGAAGGCUCUAUUAGCAGCUCCACUAAGCUGGUGCUCAUAAACACAGUUUAUUUUAAAGGCCUGUGGGACAAGGCAUUUAAGAAAGAAAAUACCCAGGAGGAGGACUUUUGGCUGAAUAAGAACACAAGUAAACCUGUGCAGAUGAUGGCCCAGCGCAGCAAGUUCAGCUUCACCCUCUUAGAGGACCUGCAGGCCAAGAUUGUGGGGAUUCCGUAUAAAAACAAUGAUCUCAGCAUGUUUGUGCUUCUGCCCAAUGACAUAGAUGGUCUGGAAAAGAUAAUCGAUAAAAUAUCUCCUGAGAAGUUGGUCGAGUGGACCAACCCUGGACACCUGGAGCGAAGGAGGGUGGACCUGCGCCUGCCCCGCUUCCAAGUGGAGGAGAGCUAUGACCUGGAACACAUCCUGGGGUCUAUGGGCCUGAGCAGGGCCUUCAGCGAGCGCGCAGAUUACUCGGGAAUGGCUGCCCGCUCUGGGCUGCACGCCCAGAACUUCCUGCACAGAUCCUUCAUGGUGGUGACCGAGGAAGGCGUAGAGGCCACUGCAGGAACCGGUGUGAGCUUGAAGGUCUCAUCAGCUGCAGCCUGCGAACUUGUGCACUGUAACCAUCCGUUCUUGUUCUUCAUCAGGCAUAGCGAGUCCGACAGCAUCCUUUUUUUCGGCAGGUUUUCUUCUCCCUGA